UCUCUCUCUCACUUCCACUUUCCAUCAUUUUCCUUCUGUCUCUCUCUCUCUCUCUCUCUGUGCGUUCGAUCGACGAUCAAGAAAGAAGAAAAUGCUGGCGGUGUUUGAGAAAUCGGUGGUGAAGAGCCCCGAGGCUCUGACGAGCCCUCACUCGGACGCGGUCUCGGCUCUGAAAGAUGGGUUCUUGGCCCAGCACUUCGUCUCUGUGCACCCUGGCUCCGUCACUGUCAACCUUGGCUCCGCUGGCCUCCUGGCCUACUCGCUCGACAGACAGAACCCUCUCCUCCCCAGAUUGUUUGCGGUAGUGGACGACAUUUUCUGCUUGUUUCAAGGCCACAUUGAAAAUGUUGCUCUGCUUAAGCAACAAUAUGGAUUGAACAAAACUGCGAAUGAGGUUGUCAUCGUUAUAGAAGCUUACAGAACUCUGAGAGAUCGAGGUCCUUAUCCAGCUGAUCAGGUUGUGAGAGAUAUCCACGGGAAGUUUGCAUUUAUUCUCUACGACAGCACUUCCAAAGCCGUAUUUUUAGCUGCAGAUACUGAUGGGAAUGUUCCCUUCUUUUGGGGUACUGAUUCUGAAGGCCAUCUCGUUCUUUCAGAUGAUAAAGAAAUUGUGACGAAGGGCUGCGGGAGAUCUUUUGCACCAUUUCCUAAAGGAUGCUUCUUCACAUCCUCUGGAGGCUUGAGGAGUUUUGAACACCCCCUUAAUGAGGUGAAGCCAGUGCCGCGGGUGGACAGUUCUGGCCAGGUGUGCGGUGCAACUUUCACAGUGGAUGCAGAGUCUAAGAGGGAAACUGUUGGCAUGCCGAGAGUUGGAAGUGCUGCCAACUGGUCCUCAAACUACUGAUCUUGUUAUAAUUUCCUUCUGCGGCAAGGCUGUUGUUAUUAGGGGGCCUUCCGUUGCUUUUACUCUGUAUUUUCCUCAUCACCUACUCUCAUCUUGAAUGACUUUGGUUUUUCAAUGGAUGCUUAGCUUCAUAUCCUUAGUAGUACUUUCAAAACUAAAGACAUGAUUCGAUGCUGCUAUGAGUGUUGCUUAUUGUCAAAACUAAGCCAUGAUGUCACGGAAUAAUAUAACGGCUCUUCAAGUC
Molecule: messenger RNA, 1088 nt
Organism: Alnus glutinosa
Lineage: Eukaryota; Viridiplantae; Streptophyta; Magnoliopsida; Fagales; Betulaceae
Product: stem-specific protein TSJT1-like
Exons: 4
Coding region: 92-844 (250 amino acids)
Source: RefSeq, a predicted model, not a curated record